AUGGGAUUUUAUGAAGAUAUUAGUGACAGAUAUGGACCUGAAACAACAAGACAAUUGAAGAUAUGGAGUAAUAUAAACAACAAGUUGGCAUCAGCACGAAAUAGGAGGAUAUUCUUGCUUGAAUGCAAGAGACAAGGAGUAAUACCGAAACAUAUUGUAGGUAACUUGAAGAACGUAAUGGGAUUAUUUGAAUUCAGUAAUGGAAAACUAAAUAGAAGCUUAAGAGAAUUCAAUGACAGAACAAUUAGAAAGAUACUAAAUUUGGAAAUAAGUCAGGUAAAUUAUAAGAUAACCAAACUAGAAGUCAAGAAAGAAAACAUCCUCGCUAAUUUAGAACACGUACCAAAUAGUAUAAUUAUGGAAUAUAGUCGUAGAAUGCACAUAAUAUACAAUAAAAAUUUUCAUAAUAUUAAAACAACAAAUUUAAAAAAGAUUAAUGAUCUGUGUAUGAGAAAGCAAAAUCCAGUAGAAAUACAAGAGAGAUGGAUAAAAAAUCUUACAAACAAACCCCUUCCAACAACAGUAAAAAAUAUUUUAUCACUUGGAUCUAAAUUCAGUGUACCAACAACGAAAAAAGAUAUCAAAGUAGAUAAUCUUAUUGCGGACCUAGAAUAUGCCCUACUAACAGUACCUGAAGACAGAAGAGAUGUACUCAGAGCAAGAGCGACAAAUAUGAUUACCAAUUUCACCCACGAAAACAACAAAUCGGAUACAUUCAUUCAAAAAUGGUACAAGGACACAAAGAAAUUUUUGAAAGAUAACGAUGAUAUUAUAGUAUUAGAUAGUGAUAAAGGAGGUGUGACAGUCAUAAUGGAAAAAACCGAAUAUGAAAAUAAAAUACAAUCUCUACUUGAUUCGAAAGAUUUUAAAAAAUUACCCAGGGAUCCAACACAAAGUAUACAACAAAAAUGCAAUAAAUACGUAUCGAAAAUGCAUGACAAGGGGUACAUUACAGAACAACAAGCUAAAAAACUCAAAACAUACAAUUCCACAUGUCCUAGAAUAUACGGAAACCCGAAAGUCCAUAAGCCAGAAAACCCAUUAAGACCAAUAAUAUCCAGUGUGAAUAGUCCCAUGACAAAACUGUCGGAACUUAUGGCAGACAUCUUAAAGUCAGCAUACAAUACAGAAAAUGAUUACUAUAUUAAAGAUACAUUCGAUUUUGCAACACAAAUAAAUAAUUUUCAACUACCUAAUAAUCAUAAAAUAGUAUCAUUUGAUGUUGUAAAUCUAUUCGGAAACCUAGAUAAAAACAACAUAAUUAGAAUUUUGGAAAAAAAGUGGGAAACAAUUCAACAUCAUACAAAGAUGGAUAAAGAUCUGUUCUUAGAAAUAAUUCAAUAUAUCCUGGAAAAUAAUUAUUGCACUUUCCGAGGAAAAUUUUAUCAGCAGAUUUUUGGCUGUGCUAUGGGGUCCAAAUUGAGCCCGAUAUUGUCGUUAUAUGUUAUGGAUGAUCUACUGGAUGAGUGCACAAAAAGAUUAAAUUUCAAAGUUCCAUUCUUGAAAAAAUUUGUGGAUGACAUCAUUGCAGCAAUACCUGAAGAUCAAAUUGAACAAACCCUUGAAUGCUUCAACGCCUACAACAAAGAUUUACAGUUCACAAUCGAAAAGGAAGACAAUGAUCAAGGAGUUCCAUUCCUAGAUACCAAGAAAAACCACCUCAUCGAAUAA
Messenger RNA from Coccinella septempunctata (seven-spotted ladybird), 1671 nucleotides. RefSeq lists its product as uncharacterized. The record is from RefSeq and is a predicted model, not a curated record. The transcript is spliced from 2 exons. The coding region runs from base 1 to 1671 and encodes 556 amino acids. Lineage: Eukaryota; Metazoa; Arthropoda; Insecta; Coleoptera; Coccinellidae.